This is a messenger RNA of Penicillium daleae, 1098 nucleotides long. RefSeq names its product sodium:calcium antiporter. Bases 1 to 1098 code for a protein of 365 amino acids. Gene Ontology annotation, cellular component: membrane. Gene Ontology annotation, biological process: calcium ion transmembrane transport; intracellular calcium ion homeostasis. Gene Ontology annotation, molecular function: calcium, potassium:sodium antiporter activity; calcium channel activity. The transcript has 2 exons. NCBI's taxonomy places the organism in Eukaryota, Fungi, Ascomycota, Eurotiomycetes, Eurotiales, Aspergillaceae. The record is from RefSeq and is a predicted model, not a curated record.
AUGGACUGGGAUAGCAUCUGCUUCAACGCCGCAACAUUGAUUGCGGGUGUCUUCGUCCUCGACUCUGGCGCAGACAAAUUCCUCGACCACACGGUUAUCGUAGGACAGCGAUUGGGCAUUUCACCAACUUUAAUUGCACUUUUAACUGCCGGUGCCGAAUAUGAAGAGCUUGCUGUCGUUGUUGCCGCUAUCGUUCAAGGCCACAGCCCUCUGGCUUUGGGCAAUGUAGUUGGGUCCGCCAUAUCCAAUAUCCUGGGGGCAUUCUCAUUAGCGCUUCUUGUCCAUCCGGGCCAUAUGGAAUUUGACAAGAGCGCAAAAAUCUACUCGGCCCUUCUUCUCUUCAUCACUACGCUGUUUGUGAUCUUGGCAUUCUUCAAUCAACUGAAUAAAGUGACUGGAAGUCUUCUUAUCGCUGGCUUCGUGAUUUACAUUCUGUCUAUAGGUUAUGCCAUUUAUAAAGGCGUUACUGAAGCGCCUCAGCUGUCUGACUGUGAUAGCGACAGCGACAGCGACGAUGAUCUGCCUGUCCACCAGGACGAUCAUGCGGCUGGUCAGAAUAGUCAGACUUCAAUUUCAGAACAUUCGCCUCUCUUGGCCGACACAGCUCCGUCGCGGGAUCACAAUGGUGCGAGGAAGCCCCCGCGCUCACUUUUCUACCAUCUCUGUCAACUUCUCCUCGGACUGCUUGCACUCUCUCUAUCUGGUUACAUCAUUGCCCACAGCGCAGGCGCCCUCACCCAAUCAUUACAGCUAUCCGGUACCGUCUUUGGCUUGACGGUGAUUGCUUUCGCAACGACUCUCCCAGAGAAAUUCAUCUCCGUGAUGAGUGGCUCCAGAGGCCAGGGUGGCAUUGUUGUUGCGACUACGGCUGGGAGUAACAUAUUCCUCUUGACAAUCUGCAUCGGUGUUGUCGCCGUUACUGGAAUCCCCAUUAACCACACGGAUAAUUUUGUCCUUUUUGAACUAGCGACUGUGUGGAUAUCUGCGUUGGGCUUGGUUGCUAUUGUUUUCCUUGGAUCCAGUCGGAUUGCUGGGUUCGUGCUUUUGGCUGCAUACACCGUGUUCAUAGUGCUUGAGUUCACUGUGUACAGACGGUGA